Messenger RNA from Nymphaea colorata (pocket water lily), 1635 nucleotides. Its product is annotated as cytochrome P450 86B1-like. Gene Ontology annotation, molecular function: iron ion binding; oxidoreductase activity, acting on paired donors, with incorporation or reduction of molecular oxygen; monooxygenase activity. The transcript has a single exon. NCBI's taxonomy places the organism in Eukaryota, Viridiplantae, Streptophyta, Magnoliopsida, Nymphaeales, Nymphaeaceae. The record is from RefSeq and is a predicted model, not a curated record. Bases 69 to 1589 code for a protein of 506 amino acids.
UCUUGUUAAAUGAGGGCAUACAUAACUGCUUUCUACCACAUUCCUAUAGCACUGCGUACCAAUCAACAAUGGAGUCCUUUCUAUCAUUUUGGUGCCUUAGCAGCUUGAGAUGGCCCGAGAUAUGUCUCUCUCUUAUGAUCUUCUUCUCCAUUCAUCACUUCAUCAGCCAAAGAAACAAACCAACCAAACCCUGGCCAUUCCUUGGCAUGCUCCCUCAGUUGCUUGGCAAUGUCCAUAGGCUCUAUGAUUGGAGCACAUACAUGCUCAAGACAUAUGGAGGCACGUCAACCUUCCAUGGACCUAGUCUCACCAACAUGAACUUUAUAUCAACUUGUGAUCCCAGAAACACAGAGUACAUACUGAAGGUGAACUUUGACAACUUCCCCAAAGGCGACGAGUUCUGCAGCAUCUUCUCUGAUCUCAUGGGCAAUGGCAUCUUCAACUCUGACUCGGAGUCAUGGAAGAAGCAGAGGAGGAUGGCAAAUUCUUUAGUGCACUCCAAGGCCUUCCGUGGAUUCAUGGCUAGAACCACACAGCACAUCGUAAGGCACCAGCUUGUGCCGGUGCUCAGCAGCUUGGCUCGGUCUAGCUCGUCUUUCGACAUGCAAGAUGUGCUACUAAGGUUCACCUUUGAUAGCACCUGCACUGCAAUCUUCGGAGAGAGUGUGAAUUCUCUAUCUAAAGAGCUUGCUUCAGUACCAUUUGCUAAAGCAAUGAAUGAUGCAAUGGAGUCCAUAAUGUACCGCUAUGUGGUGCCUAAGAGCUGGUGGCACCUUCUGCGGCUGCUCAAUAUCGGCAAAGAGAGGCAGUUGGCCAACGCCUUGGCAGUAAUUAACAAUUUUGUUUCUCAACAACUCAAGAUGAAGAUGAAGAUCAAGGGCUGUUCUGCAGGCAUGGACCUGUUAUCAGCUUAUGCUUCCGUUUCAGAUGAUGAAGAUUUUCUUAGAGACACAGCCGUAAACUUUCUGGUCGCCGGCCGUGACACUUCUGGAGCAGCACUAAGUUGGUUCUUCUGGCUUCUGUCCAGAAACCCAGAUGUGGAGAAGAAGAUAUUGGAGGAGCAGAGGAUGAUACUUGCAGAAACUCAGAGAGGUCGUUUCGACAUAGAGGACUUGAGCAAGAUGGUCUACUUGCAUGCUUCAAUUUGUGAAACACUAAGGCUGUAUCCGGUUGUGCCUAUGGGCCAAAAGGGUGUAGUGAAAGAGGACGUGCUGCCUAGUGGAACUGUGGUUAAACCAGGGACAAUAAUCUUGUAUAACAUAUAUGCAAUGGGGAGGAUGGAAUGGAUAUGGGGCAAAGACUGCCUUGAGUUCAAGCCAGAGAGAUGGGUAGAUGACCAAGGUCGGCUAAGGUAUGAGAACAGUGGGUUUAGGUUUCUGGCCUUCAAUGGGGGGCCAAGGACUUGUGUUGGCAAGGACAUGGCUCUGGUUCAAAUGAAGUAUGCUGCUGCUGAAAUUCUGUUGAACUUUGAAAUUGAUGUGGUAGAAGGACACCAUGUCUCUCCCAAGCCUUCCGUUAUUAUGACCAUGAAAAAUGGAUUGAUGGUUAAGGCAAAGGAGAAGCCUAAGAGAUGCAUGGUGUCAAAAUAAUUUGUCUCCGUUCAUCUUCUCUGCAAUCCGAAAGAUCGUUUCUCCA